This is a messenger RNA of Larimichthys crocea (large yellow croaker), 3655 nucleotides long. It is a transcript of the gene elmo3, whose product is annotated as engulfment and cell motility 3. Bases 1787 to 2548 code for a protein of 253 amino acids. The record is from RefSeq and is a predicted model, not a curated record. Gene Ontology annotation, biological process: actin filament organization; cell motility. Lineage: Eukaryota; Metazoa; Chordata; Actinopteri; Sciaenidae. The transcript is spliced from 7 exons.
CUUUUAUCCAAGACUGAAGGACCAAGUUUACUUCCUUGGAUCUACGUAUUUUCAUGGUCAACAAGCAAGUGGUGAUUUGUUUUUCUUUACAGUUACAUCAAGGUCUUCUCACAGAGAUGGGAAAGAAUAUGGCCUUACUAAUGGAAUUUUUUAUGCUCUACAGUUUCCACAGUUGCUGGUCGUGCAUAGCUCAAUGGCACGCCGAUUGUCUCUGUGCAUGUGAAAAAGAUGACACAGGGUAUUUCAGAUCCAAGCCGUCCAUGGCCAGAACAGGCCUGUUUAUCCUGUGAUAUAACACACAACGCUGUGCUUCCCUCUGAGUGCCUCAUUUGUGGUAGGCUGCCGUUAUGGUGGGAAGGGGCAACCACAAAUAUACUUUCACAAAUGAUGUUGAAAUUGGUCAUCGCCUUGUAUCCACCCAGUUUCACUUCUGUGAAGCAUGAUGUUUGUUUGCCUCUGCAGCAAAGCAUUGAUUACCUCAUCCGUGAUUAGAUUUGAUUUUAUUUGCUGAUCAUUUUCUUAGACAAUAGCAUCAUGAAUCGUGUUUUAAACUGAGCCUCAGCAGCUCUGAGUGAAAUUUCUCUCGAUCUCAUUAUAAAGGUCUUCAAACAAACUAACUAAAGGACAGACAGAGUUUAGCUUCAAUGAGAGCCGCAUAAAAGAGUUUUUAUGGUGGAUUUGUGUAAGUUUGUUCUUUUGUGACUUUGUAAAGGUUCAUUCAUAUGCUAACUGUGCCUCACCCCCACAGAUAGGGUUGACCCUGCAUGUAGGAACACACAGUGACGGUACAACCACAGUGUAUUUGUUCUGUGGUAAUAGGCUGAGCCAAGCCUUCAGCAGCAGGGUCUUGUCUGGGAGAAAUAUUGAAAAUCGAACCAUCCCAAAAGGGAAAUAGCACAGCUUUUGUCCCGGGCCUCAUUUCAACAUCACACACAGUCGUCCAUCAGCAGCAAAGUGCUCUCCUGAUAGUUAUAAAACUCAGCAACCUUUUGACCUUUUAGGAUAGGGCCAGUGUCCUGAGUGCCAGGCCAGCAGACCGGCCUUUUGUUUUUGUCUACGGCCCACUACCCAGGGUGCUUUGGGGCAAGGACAAAGGGGCAUUAGGUGAACAAAGAGAAGCGUGGUGGGCGGCAAAAACAGAGAGAGGGAAGGAAACGAAGAAAACAAAGCGCAUGGGCAGUAAUUACACAACAACAGAGGGAACCUAAAACCUCUGGAAACAAUAUGAGGGGGCGAGAACAAGAGGGUAGGAGAGAAACCAAAGAAAAAGAGAGGUGAUGGUAUGCGUGAUAUCACAGGUUUGGGUUGUAUUACUGCUAAUUAGAAUUACAGAUAAUUAGAAAUAUUUGUGUUUGUGCGUGUGAGACUGAGCCACACACACGUCCUCCAAACUUCUAGCCAAUCACAUGAAUGUACUUGUGUAGCUCUAUACACCUGCUGUUCUAACAGUCUGCCAUACAUACACACACAUUUUACAUACAUGCACAGGCUGCAGGGUUUUAGGGAUCAGGGGCAGCUGCCAGUCAUUGCUCCUAUUGGCCAGUUUAGCUAAAUGACAGAGGGGCUGGACAAGGUGGGGGGGGUGUGCAUGUGUGCGAGUAUCAGGGUGUCUGUUUACAAAACACCCACAGGCCUGCACCUCUCCUGUCAUGUAGGUGAUCUGUCUCUCUCUACCUCGCGUUCGCUGCACAUCAUCCCUGUCAUUUUUCUCAAUUGUUGCCGUCGGGUGGAAUUAGAAGUUGGGAUUUAAAUAUUUGUCCAAAGAGUCAGCUCUAAAGGAAAUAAGAUGGAGGUGAUGCAGGUGGUGAGGGAACAGAUCACCAGGACAUUGUCCAGUAAGCCGACCUCCCUGGAGCUCUUCAAGAACAAAGUUAACGCUCUCAACUACAGCGAGAUCCUCAAGCUACGGCAGACAGAACGACUGCACCAAGAAGAGACCCUUGCUCCACCCGUACUUGAACUUAAAGAGCGCCUGAAGCCAGAGCUGCUAGAGUUGAUCCGCCAGCAGAGACUCAAUAGACUGUGUCAAGGAACAAUGUUCAGAAAGAUUAGCAGCCGACGCAGACAGGAUAAACUGUGGUACUGCCGCUUGUCGCCCAAUCACAAAAUGCUUCACUAUGGUGACGUAGAGGAAGACAUGGACAAUCCACCAAUCGAAACACUGCAAGAUAAGAUUCCUGUAGCAGAUAUCAAAGGUUUGCUGACAGGAAAAGACUGCCCUCACAUGAAGGAGAACAAAGGAAAACAGAACAAGGAGGUGCUGGACCUGGCAUUUAGCAUUACAUAUGAUGUAGAAGAGUACAGCCUGAACUUCAUCGCCCCCUCCAGAACUGACUUCUGCUUGUGGACAGAUGGACUCAGCGUCCUCCUGGGCCGGGAGAUGAGUAGUGAAUCCAUGCGCAGUGAGCUGGAGAUCCUCCUUUCUAUGGAGAUCAAGCUCCGCCUCCUGGACCUCGAGAACGUCCCGAUCCCUGACUGCGCGCCGGUCGUACCCAAACCACCGAGCAACUACAACUUCUGCUACGACUUCAGCCAGACCGAGCAGUAGAGUGUAUGCAUUGGCUGGAUGUAUGAAUGUGUAAAUAUAUAUGUGUGUGAGAGCAUGUUUGUGUGUGUGUGUGUGUGUGGACGUCUGAGAUAAUAGGAGUGUGUGUGGUGAGAGCUGACCUGUGCAUCCAUGCACUUAUAACUAUAAUGCAGAUUUAUAGCCUUGACAUUUCUUCUUCUGUGGUCUUCGACAUCCAAGUGAAACAACGAACAGGAGAAAAGUGACUUUGUCCUUAAACUACAACGUGGAUGUGCACUGAUACGGACUGUAUUAAUGCCGCACAUUAUCACUGCUCAUCUUGGAGAGAUUUAUUUUUUCAGUCCGUCUCUCUCUAUUCAUGAUUCUUCCUCCUCCUCCUCCUCAGCUGUCUGAAAGCUUUAACACAGCUCCAAAAACCGAGAUUUAGAAAAAUAAGAUUCUUCAUAUGCAUUACAGCCACUCAAGUAACGGUACUUUAAUUUUGUUUUGUAAUCAUUUUAUAUUUCUAAAUAUAUCUAAAACUAUGUAUGAAACAUGGAAUUUUCCUGUGCUACCGGUUGAUCUUUGUCUCAAGAUGCUGGUUGUUUUGGUUUUUAAAAAUGGGCAUUAACUAGAAAAGAGCUUUCUCAAGAUGUGGUACAUGGUUUCCAACAUAUUAAACAUACAUACAGUAUGCUUAGUGUUGGAUAAUAGUUGCCUUUGUGCGGCCCUUAGUGGCUCUGGAUGAUGCUCUGAAAACUCUGUACCACUUUUAUGUUUUAUAGUGAUGCAGGUCUGCAUUAGGUGCCAAACUUUUAUUCAACCAGCAAUCAUCCCAGUAAAUCUGCAUGAAACAAUCAGUGGUCUUUUUUCUGAUCUGUCAUGUAUCCUGAAUGAAUUCUGAAACUGAUCAAUUUUAUACACGGUACUUUAUAAUACUAUGAUGGAGGCCACAAGCUCAGUCACAGUGUGCUACACUCACUCAUUCACCAAGUACUCGGUGGUUGUGGCGUGACACUCAAGAAGUGACGCGUCUACAGUGUAUCACACGUUGUCUUGACACGCAACCCUCUGUGAGAACGUUCACUUUGAAUCACGUGCUUUGGGUGAUUUCACACGAAUAAACUGUUUGAUUUAUAUAGAGAAAAA